ACGGAUCCGACCAUUACUUUGAGGCCACGAAUGGCAUCCAUAAGACAAAUGCAAUUCAACUCUACUUUCAAAUCGGAGUCUCGGAUACCAUAAUAAACGCAACGAUAGGACUAUUGCAGCAAAUACUGAAAGAACCCUUUUUUGACAAUUUAAGGACUAAACUACAGUUGGGUUACGCCGUGUGGGCCUACUAUCAAGAAAACGACGGUGUUUAUGAACUAUUAAUGAUAUCCACUUUUUUAGGCAUGACUUUCACCAUUGAAUCCGAUUAUAAGCCCAAUGAAUUGAAUGAGAGAAUCGAGGCUUUCAUACAAUGGUCUCAGAAAUACAUUCACGAUAUGAAUGACACGGACUUUGAGACACAGAGACAGUCAUUGAUUGCACGAAGACUUGAGAAACCGAAACAACUCUUAGAAUAUUCUUAUAGACUUUGGUCUGAGAUAUCGUCCAAAAUGUAUGACUUCAAUAGGGAUGAGAUUGAAGUGAAAGCCAUCAAAGAGUUGACAAAACAGGAUAUCAUUGCCUUCUUUGAGAGACAUCUCUCCCACUCUUCAGCCACUCGUAAGAAACUGACGGAAUCAAUAAGAAUUGAAAACAUAACACAAUUUAAGACACAUUUGGGUCUCUAUUCUGUACCCAAACCAGUAGUCGAUGUCUACGCUAAUGAUACACACAAUCGCAACAAUAAUUAACAAUAAACUAGUUUUUAUAACAUAUCCCAUACCUGUCUUACAAAUUAUAUUCAAUACUACAGUAAUGUUCACUAAAUAAUUCAAUAAUACUAGUAUUCAUUAAUUAAAGCAGU
This is a messenger RNA of Oppiella nova, 805 nucleotides long. Lineage: Eukaryota; Metazoa; Arthropoda; Arachnida; Sarcoptiformes; Oppiidae. The record is from the annotation of a GenBank genome assembly.